GGAGUGGGGUGUCAGAAGGAGGAGCUUCAUUUAAGGCAGACAGAACACUUCAGAAACACCCUGCUGUCAGAUGAGUAGCUGACAGACAAGCUGUUGUGGACCUCUGAACUAGCUGGUAGUAUAGUAAAGUAACUUCAACAUUAAAGUAAAUAGCAGUAUAGUAACUGAGGUAGUAAAGUAACUUUAACAGUAUAGUAACUGAGGUAGUAAAGUAACUUUAACAGUAUAGUAACUCUGAUAGUAAAGUAACUUUAACAGUAUAGUAACUGAGGUAGUAAAGUAACUUUAACAGUAUAGUAACUUUAACAGUAUAGUAACUGUGGUAGUAAAGUAACUUUAACAGUAUAGUGACUUUAACAGUAUAGUAACUCUGAUAGUAAAGUAACUUUAACAGUAUAGUAACUGUGGUAGUAAAGUAACUGUAACAGUAUAGUAACUGAGGAGUAACUGACCAGAAUGAAGAUACUCCAUGUUGUCUCCUGCUGUCUCCUCUCGGCUCUGUGUGUUGUGGAGUCAGCUGGCAUUAAUGUGAAGGGGGUGGUAGCAGGACAAGUCAAAAUCAAAUGCUCUCACACAUGGGCAGGUGACAAUGAAAAAUAUUUCUGCAAAAUAAAAUGUUACCAUAGAGAUCGUCUUGUUCAAACUGAGGGCAACAAGAAUUAUAUUGAGAAAGGGAGAUACACCAUAGAAGACUUAAGGAAUGGAGUCUCCUAUGUGACCAUCAAGAACCUGAGGAAGACAGACUCUGGUACCUACUGGUGUGGAGUGGAGAGAUAUGGCCCAGACACAUACCAAGAGGUGCAUCUCACAGUUACAGAUGCUCCUCCUAGACCGUCAACUGUCACCUCCAGACCUCAUGUCUGCACAACAUCCUCUAACCUCUCGGCAACAUUAUCUAACAUCUCCACAACCCUCCCAAACCUCUCUGCAACAUUAUCUAACAUCUCCACAACCCUCCCAAACCUCUCUGCAACAUUAUCUAACAUCUCCACAACCCUCCCAAACCUCUCUGCAACAUUAUCUAACAUCUCCACAACCCUCCCAAACCUCUCUACAACAUUAUCUAACAUCUCUAAAACAUUUCUGGCAUCUGGAGAAAUCAGUGGUCCUGCUUCGUCUAGAGCAGGUCUGAUGGUGUGGACCAGUGCUGGUCUGGUAGUCAUGGUGACAGUGUUAGGACUGGUCCUGCUCCUGUUCUACAGACAGAGGAGAGGAACCAGGAGAACACCACCACCACCACCACCACCAGUCUCCUCCAACACACAAUCUGACCCUACUGGAGAGGUUGACUGUGUGUAUGAGGAGAUCAGAGAGGCAGACAGACAGACAGACACACUUCCUGUGGUCAUCUCUUCAGUUAACUCCACUGUCAACUCACCUACCAACUCUACAACCUACCCUGCUGGCCAAGCAAUCGGUGUCCCACACUGUGACAUCUAUGCUAACGCUAGCUGCCACAAAGAUGAUAUAAAUCCAAGUUAUUCUACUGCAGAUCACCCAGAUUCUCUCAUCUACUCCAAUGUGGAUCUACCUACAGAUUCUAGAGUCUCUUCAAGUCCUUCAACAGCCAGUGGAACCCAGGAUGAUUCCAUCUACUCUACAGCCCAGAUACCCAAAGAUACUGUAGAAUCUACAAGAUACCCUGCUGUGCACCUCUCUAAAGACACUCCAGAAGAUGCCCUCUACUCUACAGCCCAGCUACCCAAAGAUACUGUAGAAUCUACAAGAUACCCUGCUGUACACCUCUCUAAAGACACUCCAGAAGAUGCCCUCUACUCUACAGCCCAGCUACCCAAAAUAAUAUAGUACUUUUGAAUCUCUACAAGGGAUACAUCCCAAAUGACACCCUAUUAUCUAUCCCCCAUAUGGACCCUGGACAAAGGCAGUGCUCUAUAGAGAACAAGGUGCCAUCUGGGAUGAAGAGAAGCUCCCUGUAGAGAGACGAAGGGUUGUCACCACAGAGCCAUCUUGGAACGACAUUAAAAAACAAUCCCUUUCCUGUUUCAAAUCCUCCUUGACAUAUUGUAUUAAAACAGCUCAUGUGGUUUUACUGAAUAUAAUGUCUGUAACAUAUGAACAUCUGGCUUUAAAAUCACUUUUAUCUCCAGAUUUUGUGAAAGUCAACCAACAUUAUUGUAAAUAUUUGUGUAAAUAUGAACUAUGUGUUUUGUCAAAUCUUGUCUUCAUUUAGGCUGUUAUAAUAAUGAAGACAGUAAUACCAUUAUAGUCCGUUCUACCUUUGAGAUUUACAUAUCUAUUGUGUAUGUAUAUACACUGUGCCUUUUAAAGCAUUUCAUUAAAACAUCAAAAUAG
Molecule: messenger RNA, 2313 nt
Organism: Oncorhynchus kisutch (coho salmon)
Lineage: Eukaryota; Metazoa; Chordata; Actinopteri; Salmoniformes; Salmonidae
Product: integrator complex subunit 6 homolog
Exons: 5
Coding region: 457-1806 (449 amino acids)
Cellular component (GO): plasma membrane
Molecular function (GO): transmembrane signaling receptor activity
Source: RefSeq, a predicted model, not a curated record